AUGCAGCAACCAUGUAUUUUUCAUGUUCUGUUUCUGGUCUGGUUUUUAAUCGGGUCGAGUUUGAGCCAACCGGGUCAAAGAGACGAUCUUAAAACUCUUCUGGAAGUGAAGAAGUCUCUUGUCACGAACCCGAAAGAAGAAAAGGUUCUCGGAGACUGGAAUUCCGAUGAUCCAAAUUUCUGCAAGUGGAGGGGCGUCACGUGCCGUGGUGGAUUAGUCGUCGGUUUAAAUCUCUCCGAUUUGGGCUUAACCGGUUCGAUUUCUCCUUCGAUUGGCCGGUUAAUAAACCUAAUCGAACUCGAUCUGUCGUCAAACAAGCUCGAAGGACCGAUUCCAAAGACUAUAUGUUCUAACAAGACAAGUCUGGAGCAACUGGGAUUGUCGGGAAAUGAGCUUUCCGGCGAGAUUCCGGAGGAAAUCAGCCAAUGCAAGUCACUACGAGUGCUGAAUUUGGCGGACAACAAGCUCACGGGUCGAAUCCCAGAGUCGUUGUUUCAGCUCGUGGAACUCACGGCGCUUGCUCUUUUCAACAACAGGUUGCAAGAAAAUUGGAAAUUCUGUAUCUAUACGAGAAUCGGUUUUCCGGAGAUUGGAAACUGCACGAAUCUGGAGCAGAUUGAUCUGUAUCGGAAUCAUUUCAGUGGAGAGAUUCCAUCUUCAAUUGGAAGAUUGAAAGAGCUCACUUACCUUCACUUGAGAGAGAACCAGUUUGCUGGUAACAUUCCGGCCAGUUUAGGAAACUGUAACCAGCUGACGCUUCUUGAUCUAGCGAAUAGCCAGCUCUCCGGUUCGAUUCCUUCCUCGUUGGGAUUCUUAAAGUCGUUACAAGAGCUAUACCUUUAUAACAACUCUCUUGAGGGGAAUCUUCCGAGCUCACUUAUCAACCUCAAGAAUCUGACAAGGCUCGACCUUUCCAGAAACAAGCUCAAUGGAUCCAUCAGUCCCUUGUCCGGUUCGAGCUCCUAUCUCUCGUUUAGUGUCACAGGAAACCGAUUCCAAGGAGACAUACCUCUUGAUCUAGGCAAGUCUCCGAAUCUUGAUCGUCUUAGGUUGGGGAAUAAUCGAUUCACAGGAAGGAUCCCUUGGACAUUUGGGAAGAUCCAAGAGCUAUCUAUGUUGGAUAUCUCAAGCAAUGCUCUCACGGGAACCAUACCGGAAGAGCUCGGUUUGUGCAAGAAGUUGACACAUGUUCUUCUCAACAAUAACUCUCUUUCAGGGCUUAUUCCUUCCUGGCUCGGAAAGCUUCCAUUGCUAGGCGAGCUCAAGCUUUCUUCUAACCGGUUUACCGGAUCAAUCCCUACCGGCAUUUUCAACUUGAGCAGUACUCUUCUUGUGCUAUCUCUUGAUGGCAACUCACUUAACGGCUCCAUCCCGCAAGAUGUUGGAAACUUGGAAGCUCUCAAUGUGCUCAACCUCGAAAACAAUCAGCUUUCAGGUUCUAUUCCUUCAGAGAUAGGCAAGCUGAGCAAGCUUUACGAGCUUCGGUUAUCCAGAAAUGUCUUAACCGGUGAAAUCCCUGUCGAGAUUGGACAGCUUCAGAAUCUUCAAGUUGCUCUAGACCUCAGCUACAACAACCUAACCGGAGAAAUCCCAUCCACCAUCUCGGCUCUAGAUAAGCUUGAGUCCCUUGAUCUCUCUCACAAUCAGCUUGUCGGAAAAGUUCCUGGAGCCAUCGCACACAUGAAGAGUUUAAGAUAUCUAAACCUCUCUUGCAACAAACUUGAAGGAGGAUUCAACAAAACAGCCGUCGAUAAGAUAUAG
Microthlaspi erraticum is the source of this 1761-nucleotide messenger RNA. The record is from the annotation of a GenBank genome assembly. Lineage: Eukaryota; Viridiplantae; Streptophyta; Magnoliopsida; Brassicales; Brassicaceae.